Molecule: messenger RNA, 19196 nt
Organism: Nematolebias whitei (Rio pearlfish)
Lineage: Eukaryota; Metazoa; Chordata; Actinopteri; Cyprinodontiformes; Rivulidae
Gene: syne1a
Product: spectrin repeat containing, nuclear envelope 1a
Cellular component (GO): membrane
Molecular function (GO): protein binding
Source: RefSeq, a predicted model, not a curated record
CCUUCAGAAGAGCUGCAGAAAAUGGAAAACCUCAAUAAAGAUCUCAUAGCUCGAAGGGAGUCUGUCGAGCGUCUCUGUCAGGAGGCCCAGGCUCUGUCUGAAUCAGGCCGGGGUUCUGGAGGAGAGGUCAGGGUGACGGGCCAGCUCCAGAUGGAGUAUCAGGCUCUGCUGAAGACGGCCAGAGAGAAGCUACGGGUCUGCCAGGAGAACCAGGCCUUUGGAGACACCCUCCAGGGAGUUUGGGCCUGGCUGGAGGAGAUCCAGGAGCGUCUUGGUACAGUAGACAGCACAAUGGGAACUAAGGAGCAGCUAGAGCAGAGACUGGAGGCUGUGCAGGACAUCCUCCUUUUGAAGGGAGAAGGGGAGGUGAAGCUGAACAUGGCGAUGGGUAAAGCAGAGCUUGCCCUGCGCGGCUAUGGAGCCGCAGGACAGGAAGUGGUCCGGUCUCAGCUACAGGAAGUGGAAGAUGCCUGGGCCACGCUGCUCGUCACUGCCAUGAGCUGCCACAGUCGAUUAGAGUGGACUGUGUCUCAGUGGGGGGGAUACCUCGAGAGCGCUGCUCAGCUGCAGAGUUGGAUGGAGGCUGUCAGGCGUGAGGUGUGCACCCCUCUCCCACCGCAGCCUGGACCCAGAGAGAAGGCCUCCCAGUUAGAGAGACUCAGAGCUCUGGUGGCCGACCUAGAAGACCACCAGAUGGCGCUCUCCAGCCUGGAAGAGAAAGCCAGGGAGCUUUUCAAGAAGACAGGUGAUGCCAGCUUCAACCAUGGGGCUCGCACCCAGCUGCAGGUGCAGUUUGAUCAUCUCACAGCUUUGGUGGAGGAGAGAGUACAUCUAGCACAGGGCGUGGUGUUGGAGCACCAGGACUACCUGGAGGCUGUUCGGGAUCUUACCGAUUGGUUGAUGACCGCAGGCGAGGAGCUACAGCACUGGUCUGAUACAUCUGGAGAUUCUGCCUCCAUCAGGAAGAAACUGUCAAAAGUGAAGGAGCGUGUAAAGUGUCGACUCAUGGAGGGCCGCGAGCGCCUCAGCCGGGUCCGUCGCAGCGCAGCGACCACAGCAGAGCACACAGCAGCAGGAGGCUGCGAGGCCAUGGAUCGCCAACUGGGGGCGCUUUCACAUGCUCUGGAGCAGUGGGAGGGGGCCGCUCUGAGGGCCAGGGAUGGCCUGGAGGGGGCCCUUGCUGCAAAUGAAGCUUCAGAAGAGGAAUACGAACGUCUCACUGCCUGCCUGGAGGACAAGCUGAAGGAGUUCGAUGGACAUCUGAGGGGGUGGAGCCAGGAGCUGGUUAAAGCUGAAGGGCGGAGUAAUGGCGAGGAGGCAGUGGAGGGGUGGAAGCUGGCCAAGGAGAUUCUGGAGGGCUUGCAGAGUGCUGAGCUGAUGGCAGAAAAGUUGAAAAGCCAACUGAACGACCUGGUGCAGUACUCCAGAGACCUGGGCUCACAAUCAGACCGGGUCACUGCGCUUAUCAAGCAGCACAACAGGAGUUCCUGAGUGACAGAGAGAACGGCCAGGCCAGACUGAGUACAGUAGGAGCCAGCGGGGAGCUCCUGAUGGCUGUAGUGUCCAAAGAUAGAGUGGAGGGGAUCAAGGCCAAGGUGGCAAACGCCAGAGAGGACUGGAAGAGCCUGAUGAACAACCUGCAGACGAGGGAAGAUGCUCUCAAGAACCUGCAGUCCCAGAUGACAGCGUUCGAGGACAGUGCCGAGCCUCUGCAGGAGUGGUUUAACGGCACAGAGGUCAGAGUUCAGGAGAGCAACGCUCGGCUGCACGACCUUCCAGCCAAGAAACAGGAGCUUAGCAAGUUACAGUGUGUGCUGGAGGACAUGGUCAGUCGGGAGGUAGAGCUGGGCAGGUUGAGAGAAAGAGCUCACCAUCUCUGGGAGGCACAAGCAGCCGGCAAAGGCUUCGUUCACAGAGUUUCUCAGCUGUCAGCUCAGUAUCUAGCCCUCAGCAACUUAACCAAGGACAAAGCCUCCAGGAUUGAACGCAUCGUUGGGGAGCACCAGCUUUUCUCUCAGGGGCUUAAGGAGCUUCAGGACUGGGUGUGUGAGGCACAGAGGAUCAUCAGCGUCUGCACCUCCGCCACUUCAGACAAGAGUGUGCUGGAGGACCGCAUGUUACAGCUGGAGGCCUUACUGGCUGCUCGUCAGGAGAGGGAGAUCCAGCUAAAAAUGCUCCUGACUCGCGGAGAGGCAGUCCAAAGAAAUACUUCAGCUGAGGGGGUCCCAGUGAUCCGCAAACAGAUCCAAGACCUCAAAGACUCGUGGGACUCGUUGCUUUCUGCUUCGAUCCAGUGUAAAAGUCAGCUGGAAGGCGCUCUGUCGCAGUGGACCAGCUAUCAGGAAGACGUGGAGCAGUUUCAGCAGUGGAUGGAUCGGGUCGAAGAAACACUGAGCUGCUCUGACAGGCAAUACUCAGAGAUGAGAGAUAAAACUGCCAACCUUGGAAGGACGAAGCUUCUGUAUGAGGAAGUUUUAAGUCACAGCAGUCCUCUGGAGACCAUUGCCACAAAAGGAUCCAACAUGGCUGAACAUUACACAACCCAGCAGGAGGUGCAGCAGCUACAUUGUCGAUACAACACACUCAGAGAAAAAGCUGAGAAUGCUGUUAGUAAGGCCAAUGAGCUCGUAAUGGUUCAUCAGGAAUAUCAAAGGGGGUUGCAUGUGUUUGAGGACUGGCUGGAGCGAGAACUGGCCUCUUUGGCAUUGUUGUCUCAUCCAGAAGGGAGCGUGGACACACUUGAGAAAACGCUGCAGCAGCUACAGAGCCUGCAGGAAAACUGCACCAAAGGCCAGUCUUUGCUCACUUCGGUGCUGACCAGCAGAGAGAGAGUUAUCCCCUGGGGGGUACCUCAGAUUGAGGACCGAGCUCUGGACACUGCAAAACAAGAGUGGGCGGCCCACCAGAACCGCCUAGAGGAGACUAGGGCCCAGCUGCACUCCACACUAACCCGACUGAGGCAAAUGGGCCACAGGUUCUUAAACCUAGCUCAGUGGUUAGAGGACACAGAGAAGAUGGUCAACAUCAGAAAUAAUCAGCGUUCAGACAGAACUACAAAGCAAAUUCAGCUGAAGAAACUUCAGGGCUAUCUUGAGGCAGUGCUUGCACAGCAGGGAGAAGUCGAUGGUCUCUCAUCUUUAGCCCAGCAGGUUCUGGAGGAAACCUACAUUAGCAGUCGUGUCAGUGUUACUGCCACCCAGCUGACCACCCGCUACCACUCCCUGCUGCUCAGCAUCCAGGAUACAAUCAAGCAGCUACAGGAGGAGUUAAAAAGCAUAGAAGAGGCAGAAAAUCUUUGCGUGUCAUUCACCGAGUGGCUCGGCUCGACUCAAAAAAUCUUCACAAAGCUAACUGACCAUUCUGAACCUCUGGACCGGGCCACCAUGGAAAAGAAGAUGAAGAAACUAGAGACUCUCCAGUCUGAGCUUCAGCAUGGUCACAAUUUCCUGAAAUCGCUGAGGGAGCGUGCAGAGCAGGCAGCGGGCUUCCUGGACGAGGCCGGCGCUGAGAGUUUAGGAGGCGAGGUAGAGGCACGUCUUGCUCAGCUGGAGGAGCUCGCCGGAGGACUCAGACAGGAGCGCAGCUUCCUGGAGCGUGCCGUACUGCUAGCAAAGGAGUUUCAGGACCGGUACAAGGCUCAGGUCCAGUGGCUUGUAGAAACCAGAGCUUUGCUCAGCACCCCAGUGGAGCCUAAGGCUGAACUGUAUCAACGCAGAGCACAGCUGGCCAAGUAUAAGGCUCUUUUGCAGAUGGUUCAGUCUCACGAUGGAUCAAUCAGGUCAGUGAUCGAGAAGGGAGACACUUUGCUGGCUUCAGUCCACUACCCCUCCGUUAGGGACAAAAUGCACCGACUGCAAAAGGACAACGCUGCACUCUGUAAUGCUGCAAUGGCUCAUGUGGAGAAUCUGGAAAGCCAGGUGAAGGAACAGGAAGCUUACCACACCGAGCUGCAGGUAGUGGAGCGCUGGCUGCUGCAGAUGUCCAGCAGGAUGGUGACUCCUGAUCCAAGCAUGAGCAGCAGCCUGGAGGCAGCAACUCAACAGCUGGCUAGGCACAAGGCCAUCAUGGAGGAGAUUGCGGGCUUUGAGGAUCGCUUAGCGUGUCUCAAAGAGCAAGGAGACCGCCUGGUACAAGGCUGCAGUGACCGCGUGCAGAGCCGGCUGAGACAGCAGGUCCAGACUCACCAACAAGGCAUCAGAGACAGCUACUCUGCCAUCUGUAGCACAGCUCAGAGGGUGUAUCAGAGUCUGGAUCAUGAGCUACAGAGACAUGCUAGUCUGCAGGAUGCUUUGCAGCAGUGCCAAACCUGGCUCAGCUCUGUUUCAGAAAAACUGGAGCCUCAUACAGAACCUUCUCUCAGCCUCGAGGAAGCUCUGCAGCAGGUGAAGCAGGAGAGGACUCUGCAGGAGCAGGCCAGCACAUACCUCCAGCUCUUGUGUUCAGCUUGUGACCUGGGCGAACCCAGGGUCAGGGAGGCUGCAGGAGCUAUCCAGCAGAUCAAACUGCAGAUUGAGGAGCGCAUGCUUCUUUGUGAAGAUGUAGCAGACAGCUGGAGGGACAUCGAGGAGCAGAAGGCAGAUCUAGAGACCCAGCUGAGAGAGACAGAGCAGCAACUUCAGAACCUGAUCAGGAGACCUGCAGAGCUGGAGCCUAAGAUUGCACAGAACCAGCUGGACAAAGCACAGGAGUUCCUGCAGCAGAUUAAGGAGAAACAAAUGGAGGCAACUCGUUUAAACGAAGCCAUCAGCAAGUUGACAGGUGGACAGGUCUCUCCUGUCCUGGAGGAGAUAAGGAGACUGAAAAAAGGCUGGAUGGAGCUGGGCCAGCGGGCUGAGGAGUUGGAAGCUCAGAGGGGGGAAGACAUGCAGCGAAGUGGAGAGUACCAGGAGAGCGUAGCUUCUGUGGAGGAACUCUUUCACCAAGUAUCCAGGGAAUGGGACUACCUCGCCAGGGCUGACACGGAGAGUACAAGUGAACAUCUAGAGGCUCUGAGGAAGCUUGCCAGUGACCUAGAAGAUCAGAGAGAAACACUUGAAGACCUCAGAGACCAGAGACAAUCCAUCCUGCCUCGACUCAGCCUGCUAGACAAAGAACUGAUCAAGCAACAGGUGGGUCAUUUGGAGCAGCGCUGGACCCAGCUGGAAACCCUCAUUCUGCAGAAAAUUCAGGACUCUGCUCAGACACUUGACGAUCUCGUUCGGGUGGAGACCCAGCUGAGGGAUGCCAGAGAGUGGGUGGAGAAACAGCGACCUGCUCUGACCUCCGCGCUGCGAACCAGCCCUCCGCCAGAUCUCGCUCAGAGUUUCCUGUUUGACCAUCUGAGCGUUUGCGUGGAACUGGAGGCCCGUCAGCAGCUGCUGGCUCAGGCGGUGAGCGAAGCCCAGACGGUGGCCUCCAGACUCGGGCUGAGUGAGAAGAGAUGCUUGCAGGAGCUUGUUGAACAAGCCCAGAUGGAGGUGGAGGCUCUCGGGGCUCGAGCUGCUCAAAGGAGGAAGUACCUCACCAAGGCUUUUACAGAGCGAACACAGUUCCUUCAAGGUCUGGGGAGAGCCUUAUCUUGGGUAAAGCAGCAGGAGAGGAAGGCUUUGAUAGAUGACCACAUUGCAUUGCUUCCUGAGGACCUGAGCAAACAGGUUGCUGCAUGUCGGGGUGUCCAGAGCGGAUUACGAGCUUACCAGAGGGAGCUGGCAUCACUCUGGGUACAAGGACGAGAGCUAGAAAGGGAUGCCGCCGACAAAGAGAGAACUGAAACACUGGCAAGGCUCGAGGAGCUUCAAGCGGCCUUCGAGACUGCCCUCCAGAGAACCACCCGGCGUCUGGCAAGCUUAGAAAAAGCUCUGACCUCAAGGAAGUACUUUCAGGUCGACCUGGACAAGACCUGCCACUGGUUGAGACGAGCAGACGCCAUAACGUUCCCAGAAAUCAAUUUCAGCAGAGUUGACGAGGGCUCCGAUUUGCAAACGCAGCUGUCUAACUUUCAUAGUGUCUUAGAACAGGCCUCAGAGUACGAGAACCUCCUUCUUAUUGUCCAAAGAAUCGGCCAGGAGAUCCUCCCUACUCUGAACGAGAUCGACCACUGCUACCUGGACGAGCGGCUCAACGCCCUGCCGCAGCACUACAACUCCAUCCUCGCUCUGGCCAAAGAGAAAAAAGACAGAGUCCAGCAGAUGAUCCUAGAGAGAAAGGAGUUCAGCACUUUCCUUGAUAUAACUCGCAAUGCCCUGCAGGAACUGCAGGAGCAGUUUGACAAUCUGGAGAAGCAGACUAUCAGUACAGUAGAGGAAGACUGUGUUAGAUUAAUGAAUAAAUAUAGAAGUAUUGAUGAAAGUUUAGUUCACAUCAGCCCUGCUGUUAGGGAACUUUAUGGGAAAAACGAGGGGUUUCUCAUCAGGGGUCAUCAGGUCAGAGUGGAGGAGACGCAGCAGCUGGUUGUUCUCCACAACACCCUGAAGAGGAGGAAUGAUCAGAAGAUCAAACAUCUCAAUGAAUGCUUGGGAAAACUAGCCAACCAUAACAGGGUGAUAUCCACAUUAUGCUCAAAAUUAAAAUCUUGCAAAGAGGCGCUGCUCAAAGUAAAAUCAAACAAAGAUUUAAGCACUUCGGAUAAAAUCGCUCAUCUGUAUUCGCUGCUGCAAAGUCUAGAUGACAUGAGAUCUCAGGUUGAGGAACCUUACGAAGAGGCCAAAUCUCUCAAUCUGAAGUUUGAAGCCGCUGCUUUUCAGGAAACUACGCUGCACCUUGAGUCGCUGCAGUCUCUGCAUCGUGACGUCACGUCUUUUGUUGGAAAAAGUGAAACUGGAGUGAAAAACGGAGAUGAUUUUACAAGUGAGGCCGAGAGCACGUUGAACGGGUUGAAGAGUCUUAAAGACGAACUGAAGGAGCCUUUAAUCUUCUCAGAGGUGAAAACUGAGAGGAUGCACGAGGAGAAGCGGAAGCUGAAAAUCAUGGAGGAGGAAAUGAAAAGUAUAUCGAGGGCAGUGGAUUUCUUGAGUGUCAAAACAAAGCAAACGUAUGAAAGUAGAAAAGAAAACGUUCCUGCCCACGUGAACGAGAAACUGCAGGAGCUGAUAAAUCUGGGAGCUGAAGUUCAGCAAGAAAUUAGUGCAAAACAGCUUGCUGUAGAUCAGGCUCACGCUCUCGUCCAGAGACACCACUUAUCUCUACAGUCCAUGCAGAAAUGGCUGGACUCUGUAGCAGAUCUGCUCCAAGGGACCGGUUCAGGGGUGGACCCUGAGAACCACACAGACUGCAUGCAAGACCUUGAGGAAGUUUUAGCCCAGGAGAAGAACUUCACAGCUGGCUUAGAGGAGUUAAAGACUUUGGAUCCUCUGUUGGUUGAUUUUAUGGACGCAGCAGUGAUGAGUGGGUUCAGAGAAAAGGUUCAGUCAAUGCAGACGAUGAAGUCAGAACUCAAACAGCAAGUGGAUGCUUACAGAGAAGUACUUCAGAGGUGUGGUGCUCUGUGGAGCUCCUUUCAAUGUGAAAAAGAGGCACUGGUUGAACACAUGAAUGAUUUAGAGAGCGACAUGGCCUUGUUCACUACAGCUAAAGCCAUCAGUGUCCACAAGGCAGAGGACAAGUGUCAAAGAUACAAGUCUCUGGUGGCUCAGAUCGACAUGCUGCAGUUGCCUCUGAAUGCUUUGAAGGAGAACGUAACAGAGUUGGAUCAAAUCAUCUCUGAAUCCAGCCAAGCUCUCACCAGCCACAUCAUGUCGUCACUAUGGCAACGAUGGACGAGGCUCCGCUGCGUUGCCCGAGCCCAGGAGAGGGUACUGGUGGACACUGUGAGGGAGUGGAGAAACUUCAUAGAGAAGAUGGAGAAGGUUCGUUCUGUGUCCAAGGACCUCCGCGGUCGUGUUCCUGAGAGUACAGUCGAGAAGGCAGCCACCAGGGCGGCGCUCCAGAGCCUGCUGGAGUACCACGACUCCUUCAGCCAGGAGGUGGAGAAGGAGCAGUCCACACUGGCCCUGCUGGGGCAGCAGACCCGCUGCCUCAGAGGAGAGGCUGAGAAGGAGGUGCUGUUUGAGAAGAAGACGGAGAAUGGACAUGAAGAGACGACGUGCCUUCAGGAGAUCAGGAGCAUGCAGGAGCAGUACGACAGCUUGUUGUUACAGGUGCGUUCCAGCAGGGCUCAGGUCCAGCAGGAGCUCAGGGAAAGGGAGGAGGUUGAGAAAGAACUGGGAUUAGUGAAAGGCUGGAUCCAAGACACGCGUGGCUUACUGCUGAGCCCGACUGCAGACCUGGACUCCCUGCUGCAUGAGCUGGAGACGGCUCAUGGCGAGGUCAUCAGCAGGCGUCAGAGUGUGGAGCGCAUGACGGAGCUGCAGCAGUCCAAGUAUCAGGACCUGCAGGCUGGUCUCCCCUCUGAGCUCAGCAUGCAGUUAGCUGAGGUGGCUCUGGCUCUGGGAUCUGCUGAAGACCAGGUACAAGCAAGGGAAAGGGAAGUCCAGCAGACCAGGGAUGUGAAAGAGGACUUCAGCUGCAGACUUCAUGACAUCGAAGCAAAGCUGAAGACCAUCGCUGUGAAACUGGAAGACAAGGGCCUUGACCUGGAGGAGGCCAAAGAAGAGACCACAGCUCUUGGUGAAGAAUGUGAAUCCUGUCGUGGUGCUCUGGCAGAGUUAGGAGUUGCUGUUCAGGAGUUUGGAGAGCAGAACCCACUGCUGUGUAAGCAGCUCGGAGACGCUGUAAAUAAACUGACCGAAGUGCAGCGCCACGUCACACAGCAGGCCCAGGAAAAAGCCAACAGGCUGAAGAAAGCUGAAAGACAGGUGGAGGAAUAUCAGAGCAUGAAGACCUUCAUUUUGAGCUGGGUGCAAAAAGCUGAGGCUCUGAUCAGCAGCAAUAUCAUCUGGAGCUCUGCAACUCAGCUGCAGGAGCAAAUUCGAGCGCAUCAAGCGUUACUGAGGGAGUGUCGCGGUCUCCAUGGUGACUUGGAGGUCAUGGGGGAGCGGGAGGGGCAGCUGGCGGAUGUGUUGCAAACGGAGGUAUGGAGCCAGCAGGUGAAACACCUCAGCCGACGCACCGAGGAGCUGCAGCAAUCUGCUAAGAGCCGCCUCCAGAAUCUGCAGGAUGCAGCAAAAGACAUGUUGCGUCUUGAAGCUGAGGUGAAGUGCUUGCACGCUGCUGUAGAUCAGAUCCAGGUUGCACUUGCAUCCCCUGAUCUCAACAAGCUCAGUCUCAGGGAGCAGCUCACGCAGAGACAGUGCCUGCUGGUGGAAAUGGAGAGCUUCAAACAGCAGGUGGCUGCUGUACAGCAGAGUCAGAGUGCCCUCCGGCUACCAGAGGAGGCCGUGGCCAGUCUGUCGAUCUGCCGCACGGCUCAGACUCUGCAGCAGGAGGCCAGCCAGCUGCAGCAUACCACCAUCCAGCAGUGCAACAUCCUGCAGGAGGCUGUGGUCCAGUAUGAGCAGUACGAACAGGAAGUGAAGAACCUCCAGAGGUUAAUAGAAGAUGCUCAUCGCAUCAUUCAGGACCGGCCCGUCUCCACCAACAAUAUCCAAGAACUUCAGGCUCAGAUUCACCAUCAUGAGGAGCUGACCCAGAAGAUCCGUGGCUACCAGGAAAAGAUCGCCUCGCUCCACUCCAAGUGCAAGAUGCUGACGGUGAAGGCCAAACACGCCACCAUGCUCCUGACCGUCAGCGAGGUGGAGGGCCUCUCGGACGGCAUGGAGGAGCUGAGUGACGAGGAGCUGCACAACGUCGUCCCCAACUCCACCUCGGACGCCAGCAAGCAGCUCCCAGCUCACCCCUCUGUGGUCAUGAUGACAGCCGGCCGCUGCCACACACUCCUCUCCCCCGUGACAGAGGAGUCAGGGGAGGAGGGCACCAACAGCGAGGUCUCCUCUCCCCCUGCCUGCCGCUCCCCUUCUCCGGGGGCUAACACUGACGUUAACCAGGGUCGAGGCGCCCUGAACCGAGCACCCCUCCAGGAACUCUAUGACCCCUCACUGGAAACCAGCGCUGCCAAUUUGGACGACCUGCAGAGAUCCUGGGAAACGCUCAAAAACGUGAUAAGCGAGAAGCAGAAGAGUCUGUACGAAGCUCUGGAGCGGCAGCAACACUAUCAGGAAUCCCUCCAGUCCAUUUCCACCAAGAUGGAGUCCAUCGAAGGAGCUCUCAAUGAGGGCCUGGAACCUAAAAAGACCCCAGAGAGCCAGAUGGCAGCACACCAGGCUCUUAUGGAUGAAAUUAUGAUGCUGCAGGAUGAGAUCGGAGAGCUGCAGACAUGCUUCUCUGAGGAGCUGGCAGAUAACGACAACGAUGGGAAGGCUGGUGACCAGCUGGCCCUUCAGUCCACUCUCACCGUCCUGGGAGAGAGGAUGGCCACCAUUCGCAUGAAGGCUUCUGGGAAACGGCAGCUGCUGGAGGAGAAACUAAGUGAGCAGUUGGAGGAGCAGCGACAGGAACAGGCACUGCAGCGUUACCACAGCGAGGCAGAGGAGCUGGACCACUGGCUGCUCAGCACCCGGGCCACCCUCAGCUCUGCCCUUCAGCCCCAGAAUGAAGACAUGGACAUGGAGGAGCAGCUCAUCGACUGUCAGAACAUGCUGUUUGAGAUCGAGCAGAAAGUCUCCUACCUGUCGGAGCUCUCCAUCCACAGCGAGAGCUUACUGCUGGAGGGUCGGGCCGAAACCAAAGAAGAGGCGGAGCAGCUCACGCUCAAACUGCACUCCCUCAAAGAGAGCCUGUUGGAGCUGCAGCAAAUGCUGCAGGACAAACAGGUCGACAUCCAGGGUUCAUUGCAGGAGCAAGAGGACAGUGAGCCAGACUCGUCCCUGUCUCAGAGUCCAAACGUCCAGGACUGGUUGUCUCAGGCUCGCUCGACCCGCUCUCAGCAGCACCACGACAACCUGCUUCGAAAGAGGGAGCUGCAGGAGCAGGUGGAGAAACAGAAGAAGCUGCUUCAGUCUGUAGCCAGUGUUGGGGAGGAGCUGCUCACCCUGCAGAGCACAACGAACGGAGAAAGUGAGAUGUCUGUUCCUGGCGGGGUGUUGUUGGAGGCUGAGACGUUGUCUCCUCUGGACCAGAUGAGACAACGAUGGGAAAACUUAAAUAAAGACCAGAGCACAAAGCUUCAGCUCUCCCUCAACUCCUUAGAACAAGACCAGCUCAGCCCAGUCCUUCACCGGUCUCGUCUGACCAGUCCAAGUGUGGUGUUUAAGAGCGAGGCUUCCAGUCAGGAUUCUUCCUCUCCUCGAGCGCUGUUUGAGGCCUGCAGCCAGACUCUAGAAAGAAUCAAAGAAGAGGCAGCAGGCAGUGACGGCAAACUGACGACAUCGUUUGGAGGGACAACCGUUCAGCAGGAUCUGUACGCUGCGGUAUCAGCUGCCUCCUCCUGGUUAGAUGCAGCCGAGAAUCACCUGCUCUCUGGUCCUGUGCUGCUGUCAGAAGACACAGAGACUCAGCUCACGAGCUUAGAGGGUCUGAAUAAACAGCUAAAGGAGUUAACUGGAGAGGUGAACCAGUGCAGAGACGUCCUGGGUGGAGGAACAGCUCGGCUGUGUGGAGGAGAGGAGGGAGCCUUGAUGGAGGACACGCUGGAGGGUCUGCAGGAGAGGAUGGGCCUCCUGGACUCGGCUCUGGAGCAACACUGUGACGGCAUGAGGGACAGACUGCAGGACCACUCAACUUUCCAGAAUGAGCUGAGGAUGUUGUUCGCAGCGCUGACUGAAUGUAAACAUCAGCUGCUGCAUAAGUUGGCUGGAACAACAGAGAGGCCUGCAUCCAAACAGAUAGAGAUGUUGGCAGAGGUGGAGAAUAGCUUAAGGGAGUUCGAACAGAGACUGACUGAGCUGCGGAGCCGAGCAGAUGGACACCAAUCAGAUCAAACCUCCAACCAGGAGCUCCUAAAACUACAAGAUGUAUACGAGGAGCUGGUGCUCAGGGUGGGCUCCAGACGAAGCAGCCUAAACCAGGGCUUGUCUCUGAAGGCUCAGUAUGAAGCUGCGCUCCGUGACCUCACAAACCUGAUUGACACUGCUCAAGACAAGAUGGCGGCUGACCAAAAAAUGACAGUGGCUUCAGUCAUGGAGGUCCAGAUCUUACUGGAAAAGCACAAAGAGUUUUUCCAGGGACUUGAAUGCCAUAUGAUCCUCACUCAGACAUUUUACAGCAAAGUGUCGAACCUGGUGGCACAAAGAGAAACCCAAGCCCUCGAAGAAACCAUGACUUUAGCCCAAAAUGUGCUCAAGCAAGCUCACAGGAGGGGGGUGGAGCUGGAAGGCAUCUUGGAGUCGUGGAGCAGGCUCAUGGAGGAUUAUCAGGCUUUGUGCAGACAGUUGGAGGCUGUGGAGUGUAGCAUCCCCACUGUGGGUCUGGUUGAAGAGACAGAAGAGAGGCUUAUUGAACGGAUCAGUCUCUACCAGCGUCUGAAGGCGAGUCUCGCAGAGCAUCAGCCCCAGCUGUACCAGGUUCUGGAGCAGGGCAAGAGACUUCUUCUGUCUGUCAGCUGCUCCGACUUGGAGAACCAGCUGACCCAGUUGGGAGAACACUGGCUUUCCUCCACCACUAAAGUCAACAAGGAGCUGCACCGUCUCGACUCGACGCUCAAACACUGGAGCAGGUACCUGAGUGAAUCUGCAGAGUUGAGCCACUGGUUGCAGUUUGCUCUGGACAGGCUGGAGUUCUGGACGACCCAGUCGGUGACCGUACCUCAGGAGCUGGAGACAGUUAGAGACCACCUGUGUGCCUUCCUGGAAUUUUCCAAAGAGGUGGAUGCUAAGUCGUCUUUGCGUUCAUCUGUGUUGAGCACGGGCAACCAGCUUCUGCGACUGAAAAGAGUGGACGCAGCUGGUCUGAGGACGGCGCUGGGCCAAAUCGACACUCAGUGGGCAGAGCUGCUCACUCGUAUUCCUGUAGUGCAGGAGAAACUGCACCAGCUGCAAAUGGAGAAGCUGGCAUCUCGACAUGCCAUCGCAGAACUAAUGAGCUGGAUAUCUCUCAUGGAGAACAUCAUAGGGGAAGAUUACAACAAAAUCAUGGGUGCUGUGGGCUCAGAGGUGGUCCAGAACUUCUUGCAGAAGUACAAGGGUUUUCGCAUAGAUCUGACUUGUAAGCAGUUGACGGUGGACUUUGUGAACCAGUCUGUGCUGCAGAUCAGCAGUCAGGAUGUGGAGGGAAAACGCAGAGACAAAACAGACUUUGCUGAGAAGCUGGGAGCUAUGAACAGAAGAUGGCAGAUACUGCAGGGGCUAAUUACUGAAAAAAUUCAGCUUUUGGAAGGACUUGUGGAAAGUUGGUUAGAGCACGAGAACGGAGUCCAGGCUUUGAAAAUCUGGCUCACGAUGCAGGAGGAGAAAUUAAAGAAGAAGCACAGGAUAGAGGAUGUAGCAUCAGUGCAGAAUGCAUUAAAAGACUGUCAGGAAUUGGAAGACUUGGUGAAGGAUAAAGAAAAGGAUUUGGAGAAAGCAGAGGAAAGAGGAAAUGCUCUGAUCCAGAAUAAGGAAGGUGAAGCCUGCUCUGUCGUAAAGGAGACCCUCAAAGGACUGAACCAGUCCUGGGCUCAUUUGGACCACAUGAUAAGUCAGAUGAAGUUGAGUCUGCGGUCAGUGCUGGAGCAGUGGACUCUGUACCGGCGAGCUUCAGAAGAAAUAAACGGUUACCUGAUGGAGGGAAGAUAUUCUGUGUCCAGGCUGCGACUCCUUAAUGGGUCUUUAGAGGCAGUGCAGCAGCAGGUGGAAAAUCUGGAGAACUUACAGGAGGAGUUGGAUAAACAGGAGAGUAGUCUGAGGAAGUUUGGAUUGGUAACUCACCAACUGCUGACUGAGUGUCACCCGUCUGUAGCUGAAACACUUAACAGAGCACUUCAAGACGUUAAUGUCAGGUGGAAUCACCUUCUUGAGCAGAUCUCAGAGCAGCUGAGGAGCAGUAAGACCUUGUUGGGUCUGUGGCAGCGCUACAGAUCCACGUACAGCCAGUGUUUGACGGCACUUCAGAAGCAGGAAGAACGCGCUGAACGUCUGCUGAGGAGCGCCACUGACAGGGACAUCACUGAGGAGGACAGCAGCACCUGGAUAAAAAGCUGUGAUGACUGCCUGAGUGACCAAGAUUCAGUGCAGCAGGCCCUCCAGCAGCUGCAAGCAGUCGGAGAACAGCUGAGGAGCCAAGUGGACGCCUCCUCCUCUGCAUCUCUCACGUCUGACCACCUGUCACUCACUCAUCGCCUUGCAGCACUCGAGCACACCCUUCACAGGCAGAGAGAAGCACUGCAGCUCGGAUCUCAAGCCUGUGGAGGUUUCAAGGAGCAGCUGGACACGUUGAUAAGUGGAGCACAGGAGGCUGAGGAAGUGCUGAAGGAGUCUGACCCGGUCGGCUCACCUGAACUCACUGUGGUCCAGUCACGUAUGGAAGAACUUAAGGUGCAUCUGCUGAAGCUGAGCAGUCUUUCUCCAGACCUGGAACGGGUUAACGAGUUGGCGUACAGAUUACCGGUCAGCGACAAAGAUGUUAAACGGCUCCAGAACCUCAACAGAGCCUGGGCCUCCCACUCUGCUCACCUCACGGAGAGGUUCAGUAAACUGCAGUCAGUUCUGCUCCAGCAGCAGAGUUUCCUCCAGAAGUGUGAGGCCUGGAUGGAUUUCCUCUCUCAGACUGAACAGAAACUGGCGGCUGAGAUUUCAGGCAACUACGAGAGUCUGUUGGAGCAGCAGAGAGACCACGAGCUGUUCCAGGCGGAGAUGUUCAGCAGGCAGCAGGUUAUUUACUCCAUCAUCAGCGACGGGCAUCGUUUGCUGGACUUGGGACAAGUGGACGACAGUGAUGAUUUCAGUGUGAAGCUGGCCUUGCUGAGCAAUCAGUGGCAGUGUGUGGUGCGGCGGGCGCAGCAGCGGAGAGGCAUCAUCGACAGUCUGGUGCACCAGUGGCAGAACUACAGGGAGAUGUCAGAGAAGCUGCGGCGAUGGCUACAGGAGUUGAGCUGUGAUCCAGACGUCCUUCAGCCAGGAGAAAUGAUGGCCCUGCAGCAGGCUAGAAACUUAUUAGGUCAAAUACAGCUGAAAGAACGAGUCCUCCAGAGGCAACAGGGCGUCUACAUCCUGACUGUAGAGGCCGGCAGGAGCCUGCUGCUGUCAGCUGACGUCACGUCUGAGUCCACGCUGCAGACCGAGCUCAUGGAGAUACAGGAGAGGUGGAGGCACGCCCACCACCACCUGGACCAGCAGAGGAAGGAGCUGCAUGGCUUGAUUAAGAACUGGGAGCGUUGUGAGAAGGGCAUCGACGUGUCUCUGGAGAAGCUGAGGGCCUUUAAAAGGAAGCUGUCCGUGCCGCUGCCUGAACAUCACGAGGAGCUUCACGCAGAACAAAUCAGAUGCAAGGAGCUGGAGAGCAGUGUGGAAGGUUGGACUGAUGACCUCACUUCCUUGUUCCUGCUGAGGGAUUCCUUUGAGGGCGUGGUCAGCGCUGAUGACAUCACAGCCUUACAGGAACGCCUGCAGCUGCUGCAGCGCCAGUGGGAGGAGGUCUGCCACCAGGUUUUUUUGCGCCGGCAACAGGUGAGCGAGAAGCUGAACGAGUGGGCCGUUUUCAAUGAGAAGAACAAGGAACUGUGCGAGUGGCUCACCCAGAUGGAGAGCAGAGUCUCUCAGAAUGGAGACAUCAGCAUUGAAGAGAUGAUUGAAAAGCUGCGCAAGGACUAUCAAGAGGAGAUCGGUGUAGCUCAGGAAAACAAGCAGCAGCUGCAAGCGAUGGGUGAGCGCCUGGCCCGGGCCAGCCAAGACAGCAAGGCAGCCGAAAUUCAGCACAAACUCAGCAAAGUCAGCGAGCGCUGGCAACACCUGCUGGACCUGAUCGCAGCCAGGGUGAAGAAGUUGCGGGAGACCCUGGUGGCGGUGCAGCAGUUAGACAAAAACAUGAGCAGCCUGCGCUCUUGGCUUUCUUACAUCGAGGCCGAGCUCUCCAGGCCCAUCGUCUACGACACAUGCAACAGCCAGGAGAUUCAGAGGAAACUCAACCAACAGCAGGAGCUGCAGCGAGACAUAGAGAAGCACAGCACGGGCGUGGCGUCGGUAUUGAACCUGUGUGAAGUGCUGCUGCAUGACUGCGACGCCUGCUCCACCGAGACGGAGUGCGACUCCAUCCAGCAGGCCACCAGAGGCCUGGACCGACGCUGGAGGAACAUCUGCGCCAUGUCCAUGGAGAGGAGACUCAAGAUUGAGGAGACGUGGAGGCUGUGGCAGAAGUUUCUGGAUGAUUACUGCAGGUUUGAGGAGUGGCUGAAGACCUCUGAAAAAACAGCAGCUCUGCCCAACUCCUCUGGAGUACUGUACACCGUCGCUAAAGAGGAGCUCAAGAAGUUCGAAGCCUUCCAGCGUCAGGUGCAGGAAUGUCUGACCCAGCUGGAGCUCAUCAACAAGCAGUACCGCCGCCUGGCCCGGGAGAACCGGACAGACGCUUCAUGCCAUCUCAAAGAAAUGGUGCAUGAUGGGAACAGGAGGUGGGAUAACCUGCAGAAAAGAGUGGCUGCCAUCUUGCGCAGACUUAAGCACUUCAUUGGUCAGAGGGAGGAGUUUGAGACGACGCGGGACAGCAUCCUGGUGUGGCUCACUGAGAUGGACCUGCAGUUAACCAACAUCGAGCAUUUUUCUGAGUGUGACGUUCAGGCCAAAAUAAAACAGCUCCGGGCCUUCCAGCAGGAGAUUUAUCUGAACACAGCAAAAAUAGAGUUGGUGUUCAGGCAGGGCGAAGCGCUGAUCGAGAAGAGCGAGCCUCUGGACGCCGCUGUAAUCGAGGAGGAGUUGGAGGAGCUGCAGAGAUACUGUCAGGAGGUGUUCGGACGAGUGGACAGAUACUACAAGAAGCUAACGCGGCUACCUCUGGUGGAUGAUGAGCUCGAUGGUUCAGACAGAGAGCUGGACAUGGAGGACAGGGGAGACCUCACUGAGAUGCAGUGGGGUGAGGCCUCCUUGCCUCGGACGUCCAGCCGUCCGUCCUCAGGCGCGGCGGCGGCCAUCAUUCGGGCUGACCGCUCGGGUCGAGACACCCCGGCCAGCGUGGACUCCAUCCCCUUAGAGUGGGACCACGACUACGACCUGAGCAGAGACCUGAGUAGAGACCUGAGCAGAGACCUGGAGAGUCCCGGAGGGCGGGGGGAGAGGAGCCGAGGGCCGGAGGACGAGUACCUGAGGACGUCAGCGGCGGUGCUCUCAGGGGAGCCAGGUCAGCUGGAGGCCAGUCUGAGACAGCUGGAUCAGGCUCUGGAUGCAGGACGCUACCACCUCCAGCAGAGGGAGGCCGCCGCCAACCGAUCCAGCCCCGACGUCGACUCCACGUACAUGGGCUACAUGCGUCUGAUGGGAGACUGUCGAGGCAGCAUCGAUGCCGCGAAGAGAGCAGAGGAAGAGCUUACCGAAGACGAGGAUGACAUGACGGGUCUCACCAACCCUACCGGUACUGACGCACAGAACGCAGGUGUGAUUGAGCGCUGGGAGCUGGUCCAGGCUCAGUCUCUUAGUGAGAAGCACCGACAUAAACAAAACCUGCAGCAGUGGCAGCAGCUGAUUUCAGAUCUGCAGACCACAAGGGCCUGGCUGGGUCAGUCAGAGGCCGAACUGAGCCGACUGCGAGGGCUGGACGCCAGCACCAACAUACACAGCAUCCAGCAGAGGAUCAAGAAGCUCAAGGAGCUGCAGAAGGGAAUGGAAGCUCACAAGUCAGAGGUCCUCUCCAUAAACUUGAGCAGUGCAGAUUUCCUCCAAUCAGAGCCCGACUCUGAGGAGGCCUGGGAGCUGCGGGACCGGCUGAAAGAGAUGAACUCGCGCUGGGAUCGACUCGGCGCCUCGCUGGAGGACUGGCGGGAGGAGCUGCAGAGGGCGCUGAUGCAGUGCCAGGAGUUUCAUGAGAUGAGUCACGGCCUGCUGCUGUGGUUGGAGAACAUCGACCGCAGGAGGAACGAGGUGGUGCCUGUCCCUCUGAAAGCGGACCGCGAAACGAUUCGAGCUCAUCACGAAACACUGACGCAAAUCAAGCGUGAGCUGCUGGACUCGCAGCAGAAAGUCUCCUCCCUGCAGGAGCUGUCGGCGCAGCUGCUGGUCAACACCAAACCUCCGGGCGAGCGCGCGCCGGCUCAGAGCACCGAGUGUCUGGAGGCCCGGGAGAAGGUCCAUGUUAUCUGGAACCGGCUGAGGCUUCUGCAGAGGGAGGUCAGCUCAGAUCUGGAGGGGCUGAAGAGGAGACUGGAGGCUGUGGACACCCAGCAGGUCCGACGAGCGCAGGGUUGCUUAUCAGGACUAACCGGAAAACUAGAAAUCUGUGGAUCCACAAGUCCUGGAACAGAGAAGACCGUCCAAAGCCACAAACAACCGCCCCGAGCCAAAAGUAGUCAGGCCCACCCAGGACCCCCUGAGAGCGGCUCGCGCCACAGCCGGAGCCGAUCACCAGGCGCCGCUGGCUGCGUUUCCUCCCGUUCUGACCUUCCUGAUGGCGCCUCCUCCUCCUCCUCCAAGUACCAGUCCUUCCUGCUUCGGGUCUUUAAGGCCGCGCUCCCUGUCCACUUGCUCCUCCUGCUCCUCAUCGGCCUGGCCUGCCUGGUUCCUAUGACGGAGGAGGACUACAGCUGCCACCACGCCAACAACUUCGCCCGCUCCUUCCAUCCGAUGCUGCGCUACACCAACGGACCUCCACCCAUAUGAGGAGACGAAGACUUUACCAUCUCCUCUGACUCCUGUGAAUGUUUUCUCCUCACCUUGUGCCAGCUGAACACUUGACCCGCGUUAUGAAGUAAUUCAGUAAAAUGAAGACUUUUCACAUUAACGCUGCACAUCCUCCUCUCACAUUAACCCUUUAAAAAAAACAUUCAUCGCCAGAGCGCUCCUCCUCAGUCCAAAUAUUUCUUGUUUUAACCUAAAUGUGUAUAUUUUUAAAGUUUCUGACAAAAGGUGUGAAAUGAUUAAAAAAAAAGAAAUACUAUUUAUAUUAUUUAUGUUGGGAGCCAAAGUCAGCUGUGCUUUUCGUCCAUGAUAUAUCCAGUGCUGCUAGUAUUUAUUUAACGUUCAAUCAGCUAAUGUCUUGUUGGCACUGAUUAGGCUAAAGCCCCACCACGAGUGGGUGAGUGGGUGAAGGUGGGGUGUUGUACCUGUAAACUGUAGAGUAGACUUGCAGUUUGAGUAGCAAUUAUUCAGUCUGGGUGUGAAGAGUUUCAUUCCAAAAUGACACGUUUGAAGAUCUGCUCAGACAACAACAAAAAAAGGGACUGAAACGGC